AUGGUCGCCAUGUGCCUGGGCCGAGGCCGGACCACCAAGCAGAAUUGGUGCAUAUUUGGCGGACGAGCCUGGCACGCUAUCAAGGGUCUAAUAGCGGCGUCUACUUGCUGGGUCGUCCUGGAAGAUCGUGAACAAGGACAUUGUAUGCAAUACUGUUGCAUGCCUCCGCGGCGGAAGACGGCCAGGUGUACCGGGGACUAUGUUUGUACUACCGUAGCCAUGCACAAGCAGCAUCGUGGUGUGGUCCCUAAUCAGCCCGAGAUCGCGGUGAAGGGAACCCAACGUGAGAAAGGCUGGCCAAGCUUGAGUGUCCGUGCAAAUAGCGGUCUCAUCGGCGUGAAUGGACAAAAGGAAUAUCACCAUCCAGCUCUCAGGAGCUGUCGUCAACGGUUCCCCAACCGUCGUCAGCCACCAGCCAUUGGAUGGAUGCGCUAUGUUGAGUCGCAGGCUGCAGGGCUAGACAACGGGCCGAGUCAUAUCCCCCGUUUACUAGUACUAGUUGAUGGUGGCCAAGGAUGGCUUGCUGCGAGAAUGUCAAGGCCAGUGGAGCAAUCUCCUCCAGUACGGGCAUACAUGCAUGUAUUACCUCGGGGGGUUGAGUUCUCGCUGGAACAACCAAUGUUUGACUCCAAAUGCACUGCAGAAUAUUACACGGGAAACAAUUUGAAGCCUUAG
Messenger RNA from Fusarium verticillioides 7600, 675 nucleotides. RefSeq lists its product as hypothetical. The record is from RefSeq and is a predicted model, not a curated record. Bases 1 to 675 code for a protein of 224 amino acids. The transcript has 7 exons. NCBI's taxonomy places the organism in Eukaryota, Fungi, Ascomycota, Sordariomycetes, Hypocreales, Nectriaceae.